This is a messenger RNA of Funneliformis mosseae, 436 nucleotides long. The record is from the annotation of a GenBank genome assembly. NCBI's taxonomy places the organism in Eukaryota, Fungi, Glomeromycota, Glomeromycetes, Glomerales, Glomeraceae.
GAAAGUCAAAGAUGUUUACGUGAAGAGAGAGGUCAGCAAAGACGAAGCUGUCAUUUUUAUAAAAGGAAAAGACAAUAAAGAUGAAAUCAUACCAUUAAGUAAUAUCACAAAAUUAUCUUAUCGUGAUGUUCUCAUUAAAGGGAGAGCCAAUGAAACCAAAGACUUAGAGGAUUUUAUAAAUAAACAUCAUAGACAUAUAAUGGAUUUUUUGGAUUUAUUUAAUAAGGGAAUGGAUGCUAUUCCAUCAUUACCAGAGAAUCAAGUUGUAUAUGAUUUGAAGAAUAAAAAUUAUGAUAUUACCCGAUGUACUACAAGAGUAUUUUCUGAGGUUAAACAGGAAAACCUUAUUUUUGAAAUACUUCGUGAAGUUUACAAAAUUACAAAAGCUGGUGAAUACUUUGAAAAAGCCUUUGAAAUAUUGGAAAGUGGAUUUUGA